AAGUUGCACAAAUCAGAGAUCUGAAAGCCCAAAAGCCAAUUCCUGACCUAUAUAAGAAGAGAAGGCGCAUUACACACACAACUCGCAGAUCAGAUAAAAAAUGGAGUUCCCAUACAGCCACCACUCUCACUCCUCCCACCACCGCAGGGAAGAAAGAGACGAAGAGUACCCACCACCAGCGCCACCCUCCUUCGACGGGCCUCCACCACGACAUCCGCCGUCAUAUUACGAACCACCGCCACCAAAUGUGUAUGGAGGCGGACCAGGAGGACCAGGAGAACCAUACCAUCAUCAUUCUCAGCCACCACCACCACCCAAUUACUCUCAUCAAGGUUAUCCUCCACAACAGCCUGGUUAUUAUUCAUCAUCCGAGCCUGCAGUCAAUGUCCAACAUGUGGCUCAUGAAGAUGAAGCUGAUCGGCAUCACCAUCGUCCCCAUAUGCCCUCUUUCAUGCACCACCACGACCAACGAAAGCUCUCCGAAUUGGUUGGAAAACCAACUGUUAGGGUUGUCACCAAAGCAGAGAGUAAUUUCUCUCUCACUAUCCGUGACGGCCAGGUCAUCCUUGCCCGCUCCAAUCACUCCGAUCCUUUCCAGCACUGGAUCAAAGAUGAGAAGUUCAGUACAAGAGUGAAGGAUGAAGAGGGCUUUCCCAGCUUUGCUCUGGUCAAUAAGGCCACUGGUCAGGCUAUCAAGCACUCCGUCGGAGCUACUCAACCUGUGCAACUGAUAGAUUACAACCCGGAUGUUCUUGAUGAGUCGGUCCUAUGGACCGAGAGCAGGGAUUUGGGUGAUGGUCAUAGAACAAUAAGGAUGGUUAAUAACAUUCGCCUCAAUGUCGAUGCUUUUAAUGGUGAUAAAAAUCAUGGAGGUGUUCACGAUGGCACUACUAUUGUUCUUUGGGAGUGGAAGAAGGGCGACAAUCAGCGUUGGAAGAUCAUUCCCUACUGAUAUUAUGGAGUUCCCAGGUCUGGAAAUGUUGUUUUGUGCUGCUUCUACAUAAUACUAUGGAAGAGAUUGCUGUGCAUUCUCUUUGUGAGUAGUUUGUGUUUGUUUGCUAUGUUGUGUGUGAAAAUCUGUGGUUGGUCAAGAUUUCCGCUACUCUGCUAUUGCACCUACUUGUUUAUGGAUUGUUAUAUGAUCUCUUGGCUUUAUCUAUAGCCAAGAAAAUAAAAAAAAAGAGUGGAAAACAUAUGUUAUUUAAUCUGAUGCAGCGAGAACUUUGAUGUGUACUACAUAUUUUCUGACAUAUAUAUUUAUAUGUGAUCUAUCUAUCUUUCUUUAUAUA
This is a messenger RNA of Camellia sinensis, 1289 nucleotides long. It is a transcript of the gene EULS3, whose product is annotated as hydroxyproline-rich glycoprotein family protein. The record is from RefSeq and is a predicted model, not a curated record. Lineage: Eukaryota; Viridiplantae; Streptophyta; Magnoliopsida; Ericales; Theaceae.